Didymodactylos carnosus is the source of this 697-nucleotide messenger RNA. Lineage: Eukaryota; Metazoa; Rotifera; Eurotatoria; Philodinida; Philodinidae. The record is from the annotation of a GenBank genome assembly.
AUGAUUCUACUUUAUCUAUUUUGUCUAAUUCCAAUUCUGUGUCAAUGUCAACAAUACAAUCUUCUUUUACCUGGUCAUCCACCCUUCACCACGCGUAUAAUAGGCAAUAAAGAAAUUGUUCGAGAAAAUCAUCCAUUUAUGGGAACAUUUUCUAAAAUUAGUAUAAACGGUGUAUUCAAUGUUCAGUUAAUAUAUAAUGAUGAUGAAAAUGAUAAUACAACAUUUGUUGAAAUUGAAACUGAUAAAAAUUUACAACAAUUUGUUCUUGUUGAAAUUCAAACUAGUGAUACACUUAUUAUACGUAUGAAAAAUGAGAUGAAUUAUAACACAAAUAAUAUUCAUUCAACUAAUAUGACUGUCUAUAUCAAAUAUAAAUAUUUAAAACAAUUAGAUAUUAAUGGAUUAGUUAAUUUAGAAUGUUUGAAUCAAAUACAAACAGAACAAUUUAUAUUUCAUAAUAAAGGAACGGGUAGUGUUAAAUUAAAAUUAAAUGUUAAUUAUUUUGAUGCCUUUUUACAUUCAAUUGGACCAGUCAAAUUUUGUGGACAAAUUAAUGAUGAAGCAACAUUAACCUAUAUUGGUGUUGGUGAUAUUGAUUGUUCAAAUUUAAUGACAAAAAAGAUAAAUGUUAUUAGUAGUGGAAUAGGAAAUGUACAUGUUGUAGCAGCUGAUGAAAUUAAUGUUACACUAAGUGGUA